UUGUUUUCAUGUGGUUUCAUGCACAUGGUCCUCUUCGACAAACAUUUUCCCUCUGCAUCUUAACCAAGUCGUCAUAAAAAGAGGCUCGGAGUUAAUGAAGCUCUCGUAAUCACCGACUUUACAAGUGGAAAUGACGGCGUCGUCUUCUUCGAGUACGACCGCGCCGUCGCGAGUGCAGAGGUGCGAAAAGAUGAGUGCCGCUGCCGUCGAACCUCGGCGCCAUUGUCGUCGCUCGAGCGACAGACGCUUACGACAAGCCCGAAAUCCACUUCAUGUUCUCGUCCUUGCCUGGAAUGCGGGAACGAGAGUAGGUUGUGUGACGUCUUCUACAACAAUACUACAAGAACAAGGAGUCUUUGCUGCUCGCAGGUGGCGAGGUAGGACUAAGGAUGCCAGGGCUGAUGACAAGGAUCAUGAUGUGGUAGUGCAUUUGCACCAGGAUGACCUUCGAAAGAAAGAUACUGUUGACCACGCUGCGGAUCGCCUGUUUGAUGAGCACCUUGAGGAGCAUGCCGCUGAUGUAGAAGACGCAUUCGCACAUGAAUUCGUUCGACAACCAUCUAGUUUUCUACAAGUAGGGGAGGAGGAGGAGGAGGACAUUUCUAAGAGUAGGACAAAGACUAGUGAGCGGGCUGGGACAAAAAAGCCAGAGGUAGUGCCUCUGCAAGCUGAACAGCAAGAAGCUGCACAAGGGGGGCUCAAGCGUGGCGCCGAUGAAGACAAGGCGACUCGGGGGAGCGUUGCGAAAGCAGCAGAUGGUUCUUCAAUAGCGAAUUCGGUUGGAGAUCACCAAGAGAAGGAUGCAGCUUUUUAUGGCCCCAUGCUUUCAUCUUGUGCAUCGCGAAGAUUGUUCUCAUUUCACAAUUUUACCCUCUAGUGGUAUUUGCCAUCUAGUUGUAUUUGCCACGUACUUCGGCUUAAGUCUCAUACGCAGUUAUAGCUAUAGAUAUGCAUAACUUUCGUAAGUGCUUUUUCUUCUUCAUUUUGUGCUUGAAUUCGGCAUGGUAAAAUCGGGACUUCCGAGCCAGCAAUAUGGCAGUGAUGUACCCGGACGAGGCGCUCCGCCAAGGCCGGUUGGUGUAUUAUCGCAGCUGGUAAACAUGAAAGACGAUCUUGAGCACAAACAGGACGAGUGCAAUCCAAAGGUCACGGUAUACGACCCAAACCAGAAAAAGAAAAUACAAGUCGAUUUAUCUCGAGGUCUUUUUCCUGUGCACUCCUCGCUUCUGCCUGAUUUUCCUACUGGCGUUUUCAAUACUAGAACGUUUGUCUGAUAUACGGUGACCAUGUAGAUGUAUAGGUUGGAAACACGGCAAGUGCAGCAGGAAGUUGCUCAACAUCAUUCAACAAUUCUCUCUUAUAAUAUGGGUAAGUGAGCAAUUGCUCGAGCUCAUCUUAUUGCCCAUUGUCAUGCCUUAUUUCCUAAUUAGAAUUACUUUCUGUUUCUUCCUCCACUUCAUCAACAGAACUCGAAGACGAUAUCGAAGAGGACCAGUACGAGGCAAAUGUGACGGCAGAUCUUCGCGCAGCCUGGGAGAAGAACUGUCGGGAGAAAUGGAUGACACGAGAAAAGGAGUUGCGUAUUCGCGACAAACGCCAUGAAAUCCUGCAGCACGAUUGGCAAAAAGCUAACGAACGCGCAAAGAGUGACCCAACAGAAAGCAACAAGGCGUGCUUUAUAGCCAUCGCUGUCGUGUUAGUUUUCGUGGUAUUUCAGUCGUUACAGCUUUUCACCUUCUUCUCGAUAGUUUGUGAUUGCGUAGAUUUUUGUGUUAAAUAAUCUGCUUUUCCUCGUCAUCACUUCCACUACUUGUUUCACAUCACAUUUUUUCUCAGAAAAAGAAUGAAAGAGUGUUCGUCCUCCACCUCCACAGUCUUCAAACUGUUGUCGUGGUAAAUAUUAGAAUUCAGUUUCAGUAUCAGUAUCAGUAGAAGAUCAAGAUAUUAGAUAGUAGAAAACUACAAGAACAACCUCACUUGCACGAUGUAAGUAGAUGUUGCGUAUCAAAAUGAAACCUUACUCAGCUCUGGAUGUGCUGUUGCGUCUGCAUGAUCCCCAAGGCGCAACAUUUGCAAAGUGAUAUGGAACGCGAGAGGGCGAAGGAGCGCCUGAUGGAUGAGAUCGAAGAGGAUCUUGCGAAUGACUUCUAGUAAUGCGAGCACAACAUUAUAGUCUUUGAUUUUGCUGAUGCUGAGAUUUAAAGUAGUCCUGGAAGGAGGAGGGGAAGAAGGAGGAGGUAGAUCUAGAUGCUGGAACCACGAACAAGAGGAUAACAAAUUCGAAGAAUAUUAAUAUGAUGAAGUCCUCUUUUGUGUUAUGAUUUCAAAAUUAGAGGUCCGAAAAAAACUAUACUCACAAGAACGGAAAAAUCAAACCCCAUGAAAUGCGAGCAUAAUACCAUGAAAAACGACAAAUGAGUAAGUAGAUGGAAAAGAGAUACUUGAUGCAAUUUUGUCACCAGACUCAUGGUCAUAGAUGAAUCGGGUAGGAAGAAAGAUGCAGAACUUUGCAAAUUAAUAUUUUGAGUAUGUCACCUAAUUGAUUCCAAUUACAAUGUUAAUCUUCUACCGACCAACGUCCGAUGUGCAUAUGCGGAGCUCAUUCCUCGGAACAUCAACCCAGAUUGAAGGAACUAUCGAAGCCUAAUUGUUCUAUGUCAUAUUCACUUACAUUUACAACAGCACAUGGGCAUGAAACUUUUCAAUUUCAGACAAGGAAAAGUGAGUAUAUCUUCGAAGUAUGCAGAUCAAUUUGCAGGAAACCUUCGACGGGGUGGAUAUUUUUAACGAACAGAAGUUGGUUUUGAAAUUUUUUCAUCAACCGUUUCCGUUACUAGUUACUCCUACAACAAGUAC
Molecule: messenger RNA, 2856 nt
Organism: Amoebophrya sp. A25
Lineage: Eukaryota; Dinophyceae; Syndiniales; Amoebophryaceae
Source: the annotation of a GenBank genome assembly